AUGAGAACACAAACAUUGUUGGUAUUGGCCACAUGCUUGUUGGCCGCCAGCUGUGUGGUGCUUGCCACUCAGCCACAGCUCCAGACAUACCCAUUGACAGUCAGCUCGAUCUCUGGUCUGUUCACAGGUGUCUACCAGAACCAAACUCGUGCCUUCCUCGGAGUGCCCUACGCCCAGGCACCCGUCGGCAACCUGCGUUUCCGUCCACCCCAGCCCAUUUGGUACAACUGGGGCAUGACCUACGCCACCCAGAACCCGCCCUCAUGCUACCAGUCUGGCCUCCCCGCCACCUACAACAUGAGCGAGGACUGCCUCUACAUGAACAUCUUCACCCCCAAGUACGUGUCCCAGGACGACGACCAGUUCUUCUCGCGUCUCCCCGUCAUGGUGUUCAUCCACGGUGGUCGCUACUGGACCGGUGCCGCCACCGACUUUGACGGCAGCUUGAUCGCCCCAGUCGGCGACGUCAUCUCCGUCGUCAUCCAGUACCGUCUCAACAUCUUUGGUUUCCAGUCAUUCGACUCUAACACCAACCUCGGUCUCCAGGAUCAGCAAGCUGCCCUCAGCUGGAUCCAGAAGAACAUCCGCGCCUUUGGUGGAGACCCCAACCGCGUCACCAUCUACGGAGAGUCUGCUGGAGGUUCAUCUGUGCUCCACCACUUGACCAUCCCCCAGUCCUACCACUUGUACGACCGUGCCAUCAUCCAGUCCUCAUGGCAAUGGUACAUCCCCACCGCCACCACCUCCCGUGACAAGACUGUUGCCUACGCCGCCACCAAGGGUUGCAACAUCACCAACUCCAACGGAACCCCCAACGUCAACGGCGUCCUCGAGUGCAUGCGUGCCCUCCCCGCCCGCAACAUCACCCCAUCUGCUGCCCAGUCUGACUUCUUCGUCCCAAUGGUCGACGGCCGUCUCAUCGACACCCUCCCAUUGACUGCCCUCAAGAACGGUCAGUACAACAAGCACGCCGAGGUCAUCAUCGGACACAACUACGACGAGGGUAACUUCAUGGCCUACUCGCGUCUUGGCUUCGUCGGACCAACUGCCAACGUCACCGAGACCAAGUUGAACGACACCAUCGCCAAGUACCUCAAGGUGUACUUUGCCCAAUCCGACGUCGACAACAUCCUCAGCUGGUACGUCCCAUCCGUUGCCUCCAGCAACUGGUACGGCGGCGCUGAGUUCUUUGGCGACUACUACAUCACCUGUGGCUCCAUCCUCGCCACCGAGUACUUCAACCGCGACAACAUCAACUUCAACUCAUACAUCUUCAACUACUCCUCGCCAAACUACCCCGCCUCGCAGCCAUACUUGGCCGCCUCCCACGGUAACGAGUUGCCAUACAUCUUCUUCCGCGACGUCUACACCCCAUACCCAUUCUCCACCGGCGACUACUUCAUGGCCUCCAGAAUGAACCGCGCCUGGACUGACUUUGCCGCCAACGGAAGCCCAGUGUCUUACCUCUCCCAGUGGCCAUCCACCUACCCCAACGCCAUGUACUACGGCCCAGACCCCACCGAUCUCGACGCCCAGGUCCCAUACCUCAAGACCAUCUGUGAGAACUGGAGACCAUACUUCCUUGCCUACUAA
Molecule: messenger RNA, 1593 nt
Organism: Acytostelium subglobosum LB1
Lineage: Eukaryota; Evosea; Eumycetozoa; Acytosteliales; Acytosteliaceae
Exons: 1
Coding region: 1-1593 (530 amino acids)
Source: RefSeq, a predicted model, not a curated record